Molecule: messenger RNA, 1024 nt
Organism: Frankliniella occidentalis (western flower thrips)
Lineage: Eukaryota; Metazoa; Arthropoda; Insecta; Thysanoptera; Thripidae
Gene: mRpS14
Product: 28S ribosomal protein S14, mitochondrial
Exons: 4
Coding region: 575-982 (135 amino acids)
Biological process (GO): translation
Cellular component (GO): ribosome; mitochondrial small ribosomal subunit
Molecular function (GO): structural constituent of ribosome
Source: RefSeq, a predicted model, not a curated record
GCCUAACCUCCCGGCGCCAUUGUCAGCUGGUCACCACCGCGCUGCCCCGGCUGGCCCCAGCCUCCCACAUCACGCCGGGCACCAGCAAAGAGUUUCAAUGAAAUGGAAAAGGCCGUUGACUUUUCCGCCAUCAAACAUAAAUAAUUGAAGUGAAGCCAAACAUCACGUAUUAUCAUCAAAUGAUGGCAGAGUUUAUGUUCCCCCGAUCAGCGGCUCUCUUUUGAAAGGAUUUAGCCAAGUGUGGAGUGACUUACCUCAGCAUUUUGGCAUGUUUUGUGAGCGUAAUCAAUGUACUAACAUUUUCCUAACACGUGGGUACGAAAUCUCGAAAAGGGUCGGUAAUUUUCAAGGAAAAUAAGAGGAAAUGAUCAAGGUCAAUCGUCUGCAAGUCGCCAUUCGAAAACAAACACGACGCCUUGUAUGGAAAAGGAUAACAUGUUUUCUAUUUUCUCUGUGAAAACGGUCAAAACUUAUUUCUUGAUUAUUGUAAGAUAUUGCUAAAAGGUGACUUUAUGGUUCUUUUAGGUUCUUAGUUAAAAUUUAAGUUAGAUCAACCUACGGUCUCGUUAACAGUAUGUCUUUGUUUAAAAAUGGAUUGCGUUCUAUUUUUUCUCCACUUUUACUCAGGACACCCAAUCCUGCAGUACAGACUCAACAAGUGCGUACUAAAUUCGUAAACAGGCACCAAAAGAAUGAUCAGAAGAGGCGAGUAGUGGUGAAAAAUUUUGGCAAAGAGCGCUUGCUACUCAAUACUGUCUAUCGCUGUACAGUUCUUCCACCAGAAGUUCGGAAUGUUGCCCAUGAAGAGGUGUGUGCUCUUCCCAGAGAUUCUAACUACAUUCGUACUGUGAAGAGGUGCUAUGUAACUUCACGACCUAAAGGAAUGGUUCAUGAAUUUCGAGUUAGCAGGAUCAUAUUUAGAAUGUUAGCAGACUACAACAAGUUGUCUGGCAUGAUGAGAGCAAAAUGGGGUUGCAAUUAAAAUUGAUAUUCUUUAUGUAGUAAAUAAAUUUCAUUUUCAUAA